AUGGAAGUCACUUUGAGUCUCGAAGGUCGGUUCCUCGAGGAAGGAGGGAGGAAGUUGGGGUCUCUGUCAGCCAGCCCAGUGCCCGCAAUCCGUACCUUGCCCCAUGCCAAUGAAUGGGAAGUCAGAAAGGCCCGGUCGAACUGGCGACAGGCGGGUUCUGGAUGGAAGGCAAGGGAAGCUCUUGGGGGUAUUGCAAGUACACAGUGCAGUACAGAAACAGUUUGUGGGCGUCCGUCGUACGACCAGGGCAGCGCCCGGCUGACUGGGAUCACCUUUGACCGAAAGGGGGGCCUUGGGGCCUUUGCAGGCUUACAAACCACUGGAGAGGCCAUGUAUACUGUGCUAGCCACGAUGGAGGGCUUUUGCACUGUCCAGCCCCGCCAUUCCCGUCAAGCGAGCCCCACCCACCGCCUCACCUCGGCCACUCAGAGCUCGCAACUUCUCCCCCAGUUUCAAAAGGGAGGGGAAAGAGCGCACCACUGCACCACCGCCUUCACCUGCCACCACCACCACUUCUAUUCCUCGACGGAGUACGGACAUGAUCUGCCAAACUCCAUAACAACCGGUGGAAAAGCGGAACACCAGCUUGGUGAUCAGCUUCGAGCCUUCGACUACCUACCUAGAUUCAGCCAUCACCAAUACCACCAAUGCUACCAUAACCUCCCGAUAUUCAACACAGAGAAUUCAGGGUCCUUGUUAGGGCUCCGCGUCCCGAACCCUUUGGCCGGUGUCGCAAUCCUGCAGUUGCCAGGCUUUCUGUUACAAGGUUUCGCCCGCUCGCUGCAAAGGGAUGAGGUCAGCUCAGCACAGUGCACUGUUGGACUCCGUACGGAUACUCAGUACCGGCGUUCCACACUUCCUCACCAAGCAAAAAUGCCCGUCGCCAUCGAGUCCUCCACCAUUACGCCGUACCUUACCACCGGGGAACUUCUACCCGACUGGACUGCGACCUCGACUCUCCACCGCUCCCGGGAGCUAGCUGCUGGCCGGCCUGCUGCUGUCCACUACGCUGCAUACGAAUACAUAGCUCGGUCUACAGUGUACACGGCGCCAGGCGGUCCCGUCACUGUCUUCAGUGUCUUGGAGAGAUCGUGGCUGUCUGAGGUCAGUGGUGGGUUUGCCCCAUUCGUUUCCAUGGUUGGCUGCCGAAUCGGAACCUAUCCAACGCCGCCCUCAAGCCCGUCGAGCCCGUCGAGCAACGGAUCACUCGCCGAGUCUGUCGAUGCGGAGGACCAUCUUGGAUUCUUGAUUGACGGAAUCGCUGAUCCAGCAGAUCAGGAGCGGAUGGAGGUGCGGGAAGCAAGCGACGACGACGGACACCCAGAAUUCGGUGCGGCAUGCCACGGGAGAAUAGCCGAACCGGCCCUAUCACACUGUGUCGGCAUCCCCAGAGCUGCAGCAUUCACCACCCCACUACGUAACUCGCCACCCCCUGAUACUUGUCCACAGCCCGCCUCCCAAAUCACGACAAGAACGCACGCAAACAACCAUGUUGCUAUCCCCCAAGGUGUUUUGCACGGCAUACAUCUUGAUGGCUUGAACAUGUGUAACCAUCUUUUCCGCUGGUAUUUGGGCUCAAAUCGCGACAAGAACUGUCAUGCUCUUCGACUUUCAGCCGACGAAAUCUUCCCAAAGUUGAUCAACCCCUCAGCCUUCGCCUUCGUACGGAAUUUUUCCUCCAUCUGGAACUUGACAAGUGACAAGACGCGACAUCCCAGACAUCCCGCCAUCCCUUUCGUCUUGGCCCUUCCUCCCACUGCGACCGUCUCCCUUCGCAACGUGCCGACCUGCAACGCAAGCUCAUCCCAUAUCCCUUGCUUCGGUGCUUUCUUCGCAAGCUUUACACUUUUCCCAGUCCGAACGGCCCAAAACUCUACGCGGGGCUCACGGAACAUUCCAGCAAACCUUGCCUCUGCUCCUUCACCUUUCGAGGCUCUGACGCCCGCGCGUGUAAUAAUGCACGGACAAGAUGCAGCCCACGACUCGGCAUACUUUUCGUCCUGCAGGACUAGCACGUAUCAAAAGACCCCCACGACGACAGCCUUAAGUCUGCAGACCUCGUACCUAUCUUGCUGGCACCCGAAUGCCCAUAGAUCGAUGCGUACGCAUCUCGCAAUAUCCACUUACGGAUUCCUGAGUACAAAGUGCGACACUGUGAGCAUUGAGGAGUCAUUCGAAGGUUCGAUUGCCGGCACCCGCCGAUGGGCCCGAGUUCAGGCCAACGGCUGGCUCCGGCGACCCCCGGUCCAAUGUCCCAGCGGGUCGGGAUUGAUACGAUGUUAUUUCGAGUCUUUGCGAGUUUCCAGCCCGGACUCCGAACUUGUUUCCAACUAUUCAAUUCCAUGUGAAAUUGUCGAGUGA
Colletotrichum lupini is the source of this 2361-nucleotide messenger RNA. RefSeq lists its product as uncharacterized. The record is from RefSeq and is a predicted model, not a curated record. The coding region runs from base 1 to 2361 and encodes 786 amino acids. The transcript has 13 exons. Lineage: Eukaryota; Fungi; Ascomycota; Sordariomycetes; Glomerellales; Glomerellaceae.